Pogonomyrmex barbatus (red harvester ant) is the source of this 1072-nucleotide messenger RNA. It is a transcript of the gene Arv1, whose product is annotated as ACAT-related protein required for viability 1. Gene Ontology annotation, cellular component: cortical endoplasmic reticulum; Golgi apparatus. NCBI's taxonomy places the organism in Eukaryota, Metazoa, Arthropoda, Insecta, Hymenoptera, Formicidae. Gene Ontology annotation, biological process: sterol metabolic process; regulation of plasma membrane sterol distribution; intracellular sterol transport. The record is from RefSeq and is a predicted model, not a curated record.
GAAGAAGUAAAUGUUAUCGACAAUUCUUUGGAGUUGAAGCACUUUCAUCACGCACCAAAAAAAGAGAAAAAUACAAUUCAUAUUACAUUUGAUCAUAUAAAUGUAUAUUUGUAUAAACUGUGGAGCUGAAUGCAAAGAGCUUUUUAGAAGAUAUUGCCCUAGCGUCCUUAAAAUUUUAAAAUGUGAGAAAUGUGGAUUGUUAGCUGACAAAUAUAUCGAAUACGAUCCUGUUAUAGUUUUCGUAGACCUUAUUCUGAUAGAGAAGCCAGCUUACAGACAUCUUUUGUACAACAGCGAUUUUAAAUCGUAUUGGAAGAUAAGUAUAAUAUUAUGGCUAGCCGAAUCGUUCAGAGCUUGGUCUUCCUGCGAUAUAAACGAAACAGGAUUAGUCUCGUCGGAAGUGGAUUUAGUUCAUAAUGAUGUACUGCGAGAUUAUUGCAAUUUUUAUAAUUUGCUGGUACACACAGCGAUCGCUUUUAUGGCAUUUAUUUGUGCAGUUAUUGUAGUGACCGAACUAAAGUGGUUUAUCAUCGGUAAAAAACCAUAUAAAUACAGCGUAAAAGAUUUAAGUUGCGCUCUAAUAGUCGGAGGCUGUGGUAAAUUACUGGGAUUUCUGGGAAUAGUGUGGAGGCACAUAGCCUCGGGUCCAUAUUACCUUCUCAUUCAAGGUUACACUGUUUUAUGUCUUUUAACUGCGUACUCGGUUGUCUGCAAGAGUGGAAGGGGAGAAUCUUUGAUUGGAUUAAUUACUGGUUUUCUAUUGUAUGGUUACAUAUGCACUUCCGUUUCUAAAUUGCACCUAAAUAUUCCCAAUAUCACGCUAACAUGACAUAAAAUAUCUGAUAAAACCCAUACAAUUUUUGAUCUUCAAGCAUCUUUAACAGGAAGAAUGCUCCAACCUAAUAUUAGUCUAUCAAAACCACAAGAAAAUAAAUUACACACAUUGUUAUCUUCCAACCAAGUGACAGAACACACCAUUCUACGAUGACCCUGAAAAUGUGAUUUAUAUAGCUUUUAUUAGGCAUGUUUGUAACAUGCAUAUAUUAAAUAUGUAUGUGCAUAUAUUAAAUAU